Messenger RNA from Penicillium verrucosum, 730 nucleotides. Its product is annotated as PHO88 family protein. The coding region runs from base 131 to 694 and encodes 187 amino acids. Gene Ontology annotation, biological process: protein targeting to ER. Gene Ontology annotation, cellular component: mitochondrion; endoplasmic reticulum. The record is from RefSeq and is a predicted model, not a curated record. NCBI's taxonomy places the organism in Eukaryota, Fungi, Ascomycota, Eurotiomycetes, Eurotiales, Aspergillaceae. The transcript has 3 exons.
CGCCGGAAUAUCAUUUCUUCCGGAUCCCUGACCUUCCAGAAAUGCCAGGUGGCCCGCGACUUUCAAGUUUUGUUCGCGUUAUAAUCCCCCAUACUCAACGAUUUCUCCAUAUCGAACAGUAUCCGGCAAGAUGGUGUCUCCUCAAAUUACCAACCUCGCCAUCAUCUUGGUGAUGAUGCAACUGGCCAAGAAGGUUCCCUUUGAGGAUCCUCAGGUCUUGAUGUUGGUGCGCGGAUGCUACAUCUUGUCCAAUGUCCUCAUCCUGGCUGUCCACCUAUACACCCAGUUUAAGAUUAAUCAAAAGAAGGACAUGACCACCCUCAAGUAUGUUGAGCCCGCCGCGAUGGGUAGCACCGAGGAGCCCAAGCCCGUGACCACCACCAACAUGGACUACGACAAGGCUCAGCUGCGCCAGUUACUCCGCAGCCAGCUUAUGGGAGUCGGCAUGAUGGGUGUAAUGCACCUGUACUUCCAGUACACCAACCCCCUCCUCAUCCAGUCGAUGAUCCCCCUCAAGGGCGCCUUCGAGUCCAACCUGGCCAAGAUCCACGUCUUCGGCAAGCCCGCUACUGGUGAUCUCGCUCGUCCCUUCAAGGCCGCCGGUGGCUUCAUGUCCCAGGGUGGACCCAAGAGUGACAAGGCCUCCAUUGAGGCUGCCGAGAAGAACUGGCGUGGUGGUGUCAAGGAGGAAUAAAUUCAAAUGCUGGGUUGCUCUCGGCCAUCAAUUGAU